Molecule: messenger RNA, 2494 nt
Organism: Syngnathoides biaculeatus (alligator pipefish)
Lineage: Eukaryota; Metazoa; Chordata; Actinopteri; Syngnathiformes; Syngnathidae
Gene: zbbx
Product: zinc finger, B-box domain containing
Exons: 9
Coding region: 106-1161 (351 amino acids)
Biological process (GO): cilium movement
Cellular component (GO): motile cilium
Source: RefSeq, a predicted model, not a curated record
UUUACUCGACCGCUCUCGGGGAGAGAGGGAGCGAAAACGAGCGGGGGAGAGAGCCACCGCUUAGCAGUCGAAAACAGAAUCCGGCAGAGGGGUCACGACCCCGAAAUGACCGUCCACCCCGCGGCUACGCUCGGAAUUGUCUUUGAAUUAACCCGCCAAAAAAGACGCGGGCCUCCCAGCUCACGAGGAGACAUGAAUUUAAACGACUUCGAAGCGCUUCGCAAAUCUAAAUCUUCACGAUUCGGCGCCAGGAACCCGCACGGCCUGCAGAUGGAGACCAUGACUCUGGCCCAGCAGGGCAAUGAGCUGGAAGAGAAACUGCAAAAGCUGAAAGAGAGUAUGAGAAGAGAGAAAGGCGAGAGGGGGCAUUCAGGACUUUCUUACUGGAAGGCGGAACAAUUCGGAUCAAUAAACAGCAGCGUUUUGACACCAGACUCCAAGAAAACCCAAAAGGAUUCGGCAAUCGGCAAGGUGAAAAUCAGAGUGCUGAAGGAUGAACCUUUGACAGUUCCACCUCAUCUCCCUCUAUGCGAAACCUGUUGUUGUCCCCAGACGACAAAGCAAAGUAGGAUGAGGGGACCAAACUGCGGACAAGGCGACGUAAGGGCAGAUCAACAGAUGUUUAUUGGGAAUUACGGAGAAAAGACGAGAGUGGAGAAGACUAAAGAGGAAGACAAUAAGGAUGUGAAAAAGGCUUUUGCCAAUUCUCUGCUCGGUGGAGAGUAUGAUGAGGAGGAGUCUGCGAAGUCUUUCCAGGAGGCCCUCAAGGAGUGGAGAAGCGGAAGGUGCGAUGCCACCGCAGAACCCGUGACGAUAUGGACUCAAACGGUACCAACGUCAGGUGUAGCAGCCCAAGUUGGCUUCCUUCCACUGAGAGGCCACGAAGGAGGAAGAGAAGGAUGGGGAGGCGGCAAGGUACCGGUCAAGGUGGCGUUCCCUAAAAGCAGACUUAGCUACUUGGACAGGUUGCUGCUCAAGAAACACUGCAGCAUCCAUUAUCUCAGCUGCUUAUCCUCACAAGGGUUGGAGGCCUGCUUGGAGCCUAACCCAGCUUUUAAUGGGCAGGAGGCGGGGUACACCCCGAACUGGUCGGCAGCCAAUCCCAGGGCACAUAGAGACAAGCAACAGUCGCAAUCACAAUCACAUCGAGGGGCAAUUUAGAGUGUCCAAUUAAUGGUGCAUGUUUUUGGGAUGUGGGAGGAAACUGGAGUCCCUGGAGAAAACACUCUACAGCUUUCGAUCAUGGGCAAGAAAACAAAGUAUAGAUGUUUCCGUUUAUCUUGAUUGUUGAGUGCAUAAUGAAUUUGACACAACUCUCUUCCGUUCUUCCAAAGGUCUGUUUUGAUACAAACCAUUUGUUGGAGCCUCCAAAAGCUGCAGUUUUGUAAAACUUGUUUCAAUCCACUGAUCGUCAGAGAUCCUUGUAGCCUGGAGACCUGACGAAGAAAUGAAUCAGACGGUCUCAUGUAUAAUUCUGCAACUUAACUGGAUCAUAAAUCAGAGGUGACCUUGAAAGGGUCUAUUUUUCACAGUCCUUUUCCUCUGCUGCUUCUCGACACUCAGCACGAGCAAAGUUAAGAGUCAGAACUUCAAACAGGGCUGAUAGCGGGGCACCAGUGGCAUCCGAAGCUGUUCACUCAAAUUUUUGUCUGAUGUGUUGCAAACUUUGGAUUGUGACAUUGUUUUAAUCCUAAUGCAAUUGAUGGAUAAUGUCAAUUAAUUUCAGUCAAAAACAGCAGAAGAAACAAUAGAAAAGCUCGAAAGUCUCUUAAGAAAAGGACGUAUUAUAUUAUACGCAUUGUAAAUUAUUGUAAGUACACUUUUUGGCUCCUCUCAUGUCAAUUAAAGACGCAGCUCCAUAGUAUUCCAACAACUGUAAUUCCCGCCCUACAGGGCACACCUGGUUAUAAGCCUCACCAAGUACAUUUGUAAAGGAAAUACUAUUUGGUACAUACACACGCCACAGCUGUAUAAAAGCUGCAAGUGCCCACAUUGAAACAUGAAAUAUUUAUAAAAAAAGAGGGUACACAGAAAGGUGCUAACACAAGCAUGGCGCGAAUGCAAGCGUGUCACUAACGCUAACGCUGCGCUAGCAUUAGCUAACAGGGGCGGUUAAAAAAAAAAAAAACAUACCGGUAAAAAUCACUGAGACACGCCAGUAACACAGCAGCAAUACGCUAGCACAGCGCUAACGCUAGCGCAGCACUAACAUGGCCAGUAAACGUCACUUCCUCGGCACAUAGAUUCCGGUCUCACUCUUACCUUUUUUUCCGCUUGAGGGCCCCUUGCGGCCGUUGGAAAAAAUGCACAAAUUAACCGCAUCACCGCAUAAACCGUGGGGUUGAAUGCGUGUGUAAUGUAUGCGGCUUGUCGGCUGGAAAUUACGGUAUUUUCAAUCUUGCUAUUUAUGAUUUUCAAACUGAAAUGGAAGAAUAUCAAACUGGUUUGAUUUGAACACUUUGAAUUAUUGCAUGAUAUGCCUCUGUUACCUGUU